UUUUUACCAAAAUUAUUUAUUCACAUUGGAUACCACGUAAAGAAAAUGACGAAAAUACCAAUAUAUGUGAUAAACUUGAUGAAUACGUUAUUUCACCUUAUUCCAACGAAGAAUUUCUUAAUUAUUCUGAUGUAAAAGCUUGUUAUGAAUUAACACCAUAUAAUAAAACAAGGGCAAUUCAG
Messenger RNA from Dentiscutata heterogama, 182 nucleotides. NCBI's taxonomy places the organism in Eukaryota, Fungi, Glomeromycota, Glomeromycetes, Diversisporales, Gigasporaceae. The record is from the annotation of a GenBank genome assembly.